GUCAGAUUUGGCCUUCAAUUACUGUGGUUUCUCGCAAUUUGUGAGGGUUUUGCAAUGUCCGAGUGAAGUGAUACACGCGAAAUCGAUGCUGUGACAAUUGACUGACUUACUCGUGUUAAAAUGACAUCGAGAAGUAAAAAUGCAGUACGAAGUUACGAGACUGAAAUUGAAAAAAGUCGGGAGGAGUCUAAUUGGAAGAAGGCUGUGGAGUUGGCUCAGCAGCUCAAGGCCAGGUCACCACAACAUGAAAGUCUUGCACAUUUUCUCAUUGGAGAGGGAAAGUUGGAAGCCUAUCUUGAUGAGUGGGCACCCAUCAAGGAGAACGUUGAAAGGGCUCAACGAGAGCUCUCAGAGGCUCGUGGCUACCUGACACUGGCUACAGAUGAGGCAGGGAAGAAGGCUGGUGUAGCUCUUGAUUCCCAUUUAUUAUUAGGGAAGUUAAAUUAUGCCUGUGGAGCUUAUGACGAUGCCUUAAAACACUAUAAACUGGCUGAACUGAGUACCUUGACGGAGAAGGAGUUGCCUGUGCGAAGUCUCCGUAUAGUAGCUGAAUCAUACGCCAUCAAGGGUUUGUGCUUAGAACAAACUGCAUUACCAAGUUCGACAAGUCGAUACAAACAAGCAGAGAGAGAAUCUGAGAUGAUCCGCAGCUUCGAGGUGUCGUCGGAGCUGAGCCUGCUGUACCUGCAGCGCUGCGCGCGCUGCGCCGGCGCCACGCUGGAGACGGCGCUGCAGCGCGCGCCGCUGCUGCACAUCCGCGCCGGCCGCCUGCACGCCGCCAUCGACAGGUAUCGCGAGAUGCUAACGGCCGUCGAGUCGGUGUCGACGCAAGCCCUGCGCCUCACGCUCGCCCGGCAACUCGCCGAGGUGCUCAUGAGGGGCGUCACGGGACAGGUGUAUAAAGCACCGCGGAAGGUGACAGCUCCCACGCAGUUGCAGGGCACGCUCACGAGGCGUAGGGAGGAAUAUGUGUCGGAGGGACCGUGGAAGCCGAAGAAAUACGCUGCAAUUAAUCAGUUCGUGCCGCGCAACGAGUUCGAGGAGGUGCUGCUGCUGCUGCUGCUGGGCGAGGCCAUGGCGGUGCGCGACGCCGUGCUGUCGCAGAGCAGCGAGUUCUCGGCCGCGCGGGACCACUCGCUGCUCAACGCAAUGGCCGUGGCCGACCUGCUGGCGCUGGCAGCCGUGCGCUGGGGGCAGCUGGCGCUCGUCAUCGAGUCACUGGAACGCGCGAUGAAGUUUUCGUUCGGGUGCGCGCACAUCUGGCGGCAGCGCGCGUUGGCGACGGUGGCGGCCGCCCGCGCCACCCCCGCGCCCCCCUCGCCUCCUCUACCUGGCAGCGCGGCGUGGAGCGCCAGCGUGCGCGCGCUGUGCGUGUGCCGGCGGGCGGCGCCGCUGCUGCGCGCCGACGCCGCGCCGCGCCUGCUGGCCGCCAGCACGGCCUACCGCGCCGGAUGGAUAGAGGAGGGCAUCGAGCUGGCGGAGGAGGCGCUGGCGAUAGAGGAGGCCCGGGGCGGCCCGUUGCUGGCGCGCUGCUACCUCUACUGCGGGAUCGGACGACAGUCGAAGGCGCAGAAGAGUAACUCCCGCAUCGAGAAGGAGGCGGACAACGAAACCGGCCUGAGGAUGCUGCUGAAGGCGGUGGAGCUGGACGACAACGACCACCUGGCGUUCUACCACCUGGCGCUGCAGUACAUCCAGCUGGGCCAGCUGAACGAGGCCAUGGACGCGACGCGCGCGUGCCUGCGGGCGCGCGGCGAGUGCGGCGGCGGGCUGCGCCUGGCGGCCGCGCUGUGGGGCGCCGCGUGCGCCGGCGUGCGCGGCCCGCGCGCGCUGGCCGCCGCGCGCCUGGCGCACCACCACUACCCCGCCGCCGACUGGCCGCUCGCCGCGCUCGCCGCGCUGCAGCUCGUGUGGGAGAGCGGCGAGGCAGCUCUCGCUACCGGCAAGGAGCUCCUGAAACUCUUGAACGGCGCGGAGUGCGAGGUGGACGUGGAGCACACGAACGGGUACGCCGAGCUCGACGCGCUGUCCGACUCGCAGCACGACGACACUCACAGUAACAGAGACGCCGCGUCCAUCCGCGCGGGGUCGGCGGGCGCGUACCGCAUGGAGCGCGCGCUGUCGGAGGGCGCGUCGUCGCAGUCCGCGCCGCGCGCGCGCUCCCCGCUCGCCGAGCACCGCGCGCAGGCCUGGCUGCUGCUGGCCGACCUCUGCCUCAGGUUAGGACGAGUGAGCGCGGCGACGGGGUGCGUGUCGGAAGCUGCGGCACUCACGCCGUUCAGUCACCACGUGUUUUACACGCGCGGGCUCGUGCACGCGGCGAGUGCGGAGUGGGGCGAGGCGCGGACGUGCUUCCAGAACGCGCUCGCCAUCCACCCCACACACCUCGACAGCAUCAUUCAGCUCGGCGCCACGUACUACUCGCUGGGCUGGCUGCGGCUGGCGGAGCGCACGCUGCGCGAGGCGGGCGCGCUGCAGCCGUCGCGCGCCGACACGUGGCGGCGGCUGGCGCUCGUGCUGGCGGCGCUGGGCGAGCCGGGCGCCGCCGCCGACGCGGCCGCCGCGGCGCUGGCGCUGCACCCGCUGCUGCCGCUCGCCGCGCCGCCCGCCGCGCACCUGCCGCUCUGAGCCGCGGAUCUUACGCGAUUGCGCUAGAUGCGAGUGAUUCAACUGCCAGAUAUCUCCCGCGCGCGCUCCGAGUCGGGAGCACGAAAUAUGUUUAUAAGAUAUACUGUAAUUGCCGAGGUGAUCAAAUUAUAAUACGAGUGCUUUACCAGCACGCAGCACGGUGUACUUUUGGUACUAAGUCCAUUGACUUGGCAACGAGUCCGCUGUGUUGUAUCAAUGUAUGUAAUAUUAUAUAUGUGUUAUUACUUAGUGUGCGACAUUGAUACUUAAUAUAACGCGAAUGCUACGAUAUGUAUCGCCUCCCACACUGAACUGCUAAGACAUUUCCCAAAUCAUAAACUUUAAAUUUUCAAAAUCGUUACUGUUUAUUGAAUUGUUAAUGUCAUAAAAAAAUAACUUUUUUAAAUAUGUCUUCCUUUUUAGCCAAUAAAUGUUUGUGUCGUUAAAUUCUCUUAGAAAUACAAGUAGUAUCUGAUGUGGUAUGUGGUGGUAGGAAGACAUAGGUAAGCCUACCACUAGACGGCUACCGCUAUUAAUAAAUAAAAUCAAAGUAAAUAUUCACCAGAUAACUUAAUUUUGGCUUACAGCUUAUUUUUCACGCGAGCACAAAAUCUAUCCACAAUAAAUUGCGCCAAAUAAUAUUUUCCUUAAUAAGUAUGUUAUUUCAGUUAGUUGUAUCCGGCUUAUAAUCUCAUUGAGAAUAAUAAAUAAUCAAUGUCUUACUCUUGUAUAUAUAUAGUUAUUCAACGUUUAAAUAUGUUUAAAACAUUAAAAAUAUAAACUUUAUUUCUAUGACAAUAAGGUUCAUGUUUGUGUAUUAAAUUAAGAAAAUUUGCAAGUUUCCUUAUUAUUAAUAUUGAUAUAUUUAGAAAAUUCUAAAGUAUCUCCGCAUGAAAUAUUGUUACAAAAUUUCUAGCAACGUCUAGCAUAAGGCCAUUUCGAGUCUGUGACGUCAUAUAAAAUAUAUUUAAAUUCGACAAAAGUCAUAAUCGUAAAAUUUGUUUUAAAAUAAUGCCAGUGUAAACACAUAAAUGACGACUCGCCGGCGACCUCGUAGUCAUCGGACGACAUCGUGAUGAUCUCGUUCAAUGAGUCAAGUGUGUGCAUAAUAUUAUCGAUGUCUAUAUAUAGAAUCGGAUUACGUCUUCCUUAUAAUUAUUUAAUUGUGUAGCAAGUUAUAGUGAACGGUUCCGCAAUUACUAACUCACCGGCGUUUGUCCGCGCCAUCGAUAUAUUUAUAUAUACAAUUCGUAAUUCUUCUCCUAAAAUGGAUUGCCUGAUUUUGAUGUAACAUUUCAUAUUGUAAUUUAACCCUCUUCUCUUUUCGACUAGAUCUUCGGAGGAGGCAUUGUUACCGUCAAUCAGUUUUUUUAACUGUCCUAAUUUUUUUUUGGAUUUCCUACAUCCAUAACUAUUAUUAUAUAAAAUAUCCUGGGCUAGUCUUUAUUUUAUCCGUACGAAGUCGGGGCGGACAGCAAGCGUAACUAAAAAACAAUACGACAUUGUGAGUCGUAACAUAUUUAUUGCAUCGUUUUUAUUACACAAUACAACGGAGCUAGGCAAUAUGUUAGUAAAUUAUUCAAGGAGACUUGUUUGUGUAAUAUUUUCAGUCCGACUUAGUGGCCGGCGAUUCGUCUGGAGUAACUGGGGCACAAUUCUACUACUAGUACGUAUUCCUAUUCUACUAACACAACGAUCUAGUCGCAGUUCGGUCGAAGUGACCAUUAUUAAAUGGUAGAAUUGGCCCCCAGUCAUAUCCUCGUAUCAGGCAAUGUUUGGCGAUGUCUAUAUGUCUAUAUUAUUAAAGUAUUUCUACUUUAUGAAAUCUCGUGACUGAUAUUUAGAUACUUAAUGCCUCGGAAUUGAUUCCAUUCGGCAAAACGAUAAUAAUUGAUGUUACUUAAUAAUUAAUUUUGUCCGAUGCCAUUUUACUUUGGAUUAAAGAUGGCGGAUGUAACAAUCGAACACAUCGAUUACUUAAUGACUUAUUUUUAAAUAAUCGAAUAAAAGAUCGCAACUCGGAUAAAUGUUCGACUGCACUAAGAACAAUUACUUUUUUUAUUAUUUAAAAUGUCAAGUGGUACCUUAUAAAUAUAAUUAUUCGAAUACUUUCGUCUGCAUUCGUCCCUUCGAUACUGUAUCGGUGUUUCAUUAGUUUUUCCUUAACUCAAUAAUCGAACAAUGAUCAUGUUGCGACCUUCGUAUAUAUAUUAAUAAAUAAUUAUUUUAUUUAUAAUGGAAGUUUCCGCACAGUAUACGAAAUCAUACUGUUAACGUUUAAAGUGUAAAUACUGUAUCUUAUAAAUUCUAUCGUAUGUCUUGGCGUCGUGAGUGUCGUGUCGUGUCGUGUCGUGUCGUGUCGUGGCGUGUCUUAAUAUAUCAAGUUAAAACGAGUAUAGUGAGAUGUUUGUUAACUAGUCUAGUAAAUUAGAUUUAUUCAAUGCUGAUAUAUUAACGACGAAGCAAUUUAUAUAUAUAUGAAUUACGAAACUCAACCUUAUGUCGAUGUUGUUACGGUGUAUUAUAAUGUUUAAUAAUUUUAACGUUUCGAAUUGCAAUAUUUUUAAUAUACGUGUUCAUUUUAAUAAGUUAUCAGCGGUUUGGGCGCCUUUGAAUGAGGACGUGAUUAGAUUUUUGGUGUUUUAUAUUAAUUUAAUAAGGGGGUGGGACGGGGAUGUAUGACCGUGGCGAUUUAAUUUAUUGUUAAGAAUUUAUUUAAAACAUUACUAGGACUCUGCUACGCGAAAGCGUUCGGCGAGUACGUCCCCUUAGGUUUGUGUUUGAAACGUAAUAAUUCUAUAGCUUAUUUAAGUUAUAAGGUAAUAAGAUCGCAAAGACUAACAUAGUGUAUGACGUGGUGACUCUUCAUGAGGCUGACGAGAGAAAUAAAAAUCUUGAUUAACUUACCUCUACAAUCUUCAGAUGUAUUUUUAUUCUAUUAAUCGACAGACAGUCGUCUUUCCUAGCAAUUUUUAAUGAAUUUUUAGAAAUAUUUAAAUUUCGUAGUAACACAUUUUACUUCAAUGGGUCCAAGAGAUGGCGAACAGACGGACACGAGCUUUCUAUAGUCGAGGUUUUUAUGUCUACGGUCUGUCUGCGCUCAGUCCCGUCCAACGACUCGGCGUAAAGGAAUGUAUGAUUUAUGGUAGUGUAGUUAAGGAUGACUUUACUUUGAUCGGAUCGUGGUAUUAUAUUGUAUUUAUAUUUGGCAUGGUUUGAUAACUGGACAAAUAUUAUAUUUAGCGAACAAAUAAUUCCCGUGAAAAAUAUUCGAGGAAUCAUCUUUUCAAUAUUUUUUCUUACGAGCCUAAAUUAUGAUUGCAAUUUUGCAUUUCUUCAAAUAUAACCUUAAUAUAUCGUGAAUAUUACAAGAUACUUGAUAGUACGAGAUAAAAAUGCAAUUGUUGCAGAUAAAACAUUUUUAGGGUGAUAUUUUUGUGCGUAUAUAGUGAAUGGGCGUUCCACGACUUGUGACAAAGAGAUAGUGUAUCGAUAAAAAAUAUCAAAGUGACAAUUAAGUUUCAAUAAAUAGUAACUACUGGGGAGGACAAAACUGUUUCGAAGAUUGAGCUUAUUAUUUAUGUUUAUUAUAAUCACAAAUAUAUACAACAUUAUGAAUGUAACAAGAGUUCGCUUGAAGAAAAAACUUGCUCCAAAAAUAUUAAAUUGUUUAUUAUUUCUUGAUACUUAAGUCACUAUGGCGUUUUUAUUUGUAUUAUUUUCGUGUACUUAUAUAAGUUAAACAUUUCCUGCGGUUAGGGGUAGUGGAAGUAUUCAGAGGCUAUUUGUCUCGGUUAAGGGUGUGAAUAUUUACAUGGAUAUUUGGUUGAUAUAGUUUAAUGGGUUCAAUGCAACGAUAUGGUUUCCUAACUUAUUAUAAUUCAAAGGUGCUGUUUAAUUUUGUCAAUAAUCUGAACAAUGAUCGUAAUGAGACGAUUUGGUUGUGACCUUAAAUAUAUCACCGAAAUGAUUAUUGUUUCAUAUAUUACAUUUUGAAGUAAAUGUCUAACUAUAAUUGUUAUAUAUUUGUUUCAGUAAAUUAAAUUAAAAAAAUACGAUGAUAAUUGUCUGCCAUUGGACGAAUAAUUGGGCGGAAGUUCUUCGUCUAAGAGAUAUCUCGAACUGAAAAGAAAUAACGUGCAAACGCAUAAACUUUUUUCUUUCGAAUGGUCAUUUGACACGAUCAAUAAAACGACUCCAAAUUUGUUUGGAAUGUAGACCUUUCUGAGUAAACCCUUCAAUAAUCUCGGUAGUAGUUACUCCUACUGAAACUUUUGAACUUGUAUUUGUCAUCAUCAUUCGUUUGCUUUUAUUACAUUUAUUUUUAGGCUGCCUCUCUUGUUUUUCCGCAGUGGUGAGAAAGGUACCCAUGGGGGACUGGGUAAUGUGGAAGUCUUUAUUACCAAUACCUGGAGUAAUGGGCGUCUUCGGCGUGGUUUAUUGCAAUAUAACGCAGCUCUCCUUACCUUCCCAAUCUGGAAAUUCUUCUGAUAUAUUUUUUGGUUUCCUCGGCCAUCAAGUGUAAUUUGCUCGAUUUAUGGAUUUGCUUAACAAAAUUCCGAGUCGUUUCUCUUAGGAUACCUACGGAUUGAGAUCCACGCGGCACAUAUCAUUACCAAUAAAAUGUUCAAUCCUGCAUCAAAAUAAACGAUUACUAAUUAAUUUCAAUUGAUAUUUUGAUUAAUUGUGUAAUGUUAAAAUUGAUGGUUUCGUGGUUAAGGAAGGUAUCUUAAAUACCCAGUUAAUUGCAAUUAAGUCCUCAAUAUUGAUCAAAUGAGAUCAGAUAACCGUGUAAUUGCCAAUCAUUAUAAUGUUGACGUCAAAUUGAUUGAUUGUUUGAUGGGUCAAACCAUUAUUUAACUUUCAAAAUAAAUUUGAAAACUGACCUAAAGUCACAGGUGGAGCCCGUAAAUACCAUAUUGAUGGGCCAAGGUCUCCUCUCCUUUUAAGGAAAUAGUUUGGAACUUAUAUCGCGUAGCUCUGUUGGUAUUAAUGCCUGGUGGUUGGUUCCCGUAUUGUUAGUGAUUUUCACUUAUGAUUGAGGUGUUUUAUUCACUAGGACAUCUCAGUUUUUGCUCUUCUGCCCAACUGACUGAGCUAGAUCAAAUUUUUUCGUCAGUCCACACAACACCUAUUGAAACACUUGAACUAUCGAAUGCAAUUUUUUUUAUUCAUAUUUAAGUUAUAUAUUCAUACAAAAGUUGUUUGAAGGUAAAAUUUGAACUAUCUGUGAUUAGAUUAAAAUUCUGACAACACAAUAUAUUGUGGUCAUUCCCAUUGUUACCAUAUAACAUUUUUUUUUGCUUAAUUAAUAAUAAUAACAAUAAAUAAUAAUUAUUUAUUGUUAUAGUUUAUAAUGGUUUGGUUGGUGACGAGUUUGUGAAAUUAGAUUUAAUCGGUUUAUAAAAAAGGGAGUGGGGGGUGGCCAAUUUAUAUGAAGUUGUAAUUAGACUAAAGCAAGUACGAUGCUAAUUACUAAAAUGACAAUGCAUUAAAUGUACUCUUUACUAACCCUGCACAGUCAGUCUAUAUGUCUAUUACAAGACAUCUUUGCAACCGUUAUUAUGGCCAAUAUUAUAACAAAUAACCACGAAAAUAAUAAAAAUUCAAUGUAUUUUUUGCAGUAUUUAAGAAACCUAUUAGCGGCAACCUUAUUUUAAUCGUUAGGCAACAAAUAAUAUAGCGACGUGAAUUAUAAACAGUUUCUCAAAAAAGCACGAGUAUAAAACAAAGCCGUUUGCGCAUAAAACGUUUCGGGACAGUCGGACAUACGUCAGUUACCUGUAUUACCAUCAUUGUCGUGACACGGAUUCCGCAGCGCGCGAGCCCAAUAACGUGUAAUAUUUCAUUGUAAAUUUCUACGUUCGCAUAAGGAUGGUGUAAAUUAUUUUUAAGUAACUAAUGCUUGUCAUAGUUUUUAUUUUAUUAAUAUUUCGUAAUAUUUUCAUAAAAGUGAUCGAUUUAUUGUUUGCUUAUUGUUAUCGAUAUAUUUAAUAACCAAAUUACAAGUUGCACAUUCCUAGUCGUAUUUAUAUCAUAAGUUUUCUUAUGUUGAUAUUAAAAACAAUCACGUUACAGCAAGAUAAUAAUUUUCGAAUGAUUUUUUAUCUGAAUAUAAAAGUAUAUUUUAAAUAGAAAUAAUAUAUAUAAAUUAUUGUGUAUUUCUUCACAUUAGUUAUGAAAAUUCAUGGCCUUAAUCACCUAUUGUCAUUGUUCAUAAUUAUUUGGUUAAUACAUAGUUGUAAUCUUGCCAUGGAUUAAUUAUAACAAAAAAAAAAUCGUAACCGUCACCCUGCGAAUAAUGAAAACAUUUGUCUGUCCAUCAAUAGCAAUGUCAAAUAGAGAUAUAACAUAUGACGUAUUCAUAUAUUACUAAUAUUGACAGUAAUGUUAACAUAAGUUACCUAUCAUGAAAACAAUUGUAUUAUAAAUAUGUAUAUAUUAGUAUAUUUAUUUAUAUAUAUUUCGUUCUUAAAAUGCCAGUUUGAAAAUUAUCUUAAAAAAUAAACAAUCAAACUGAAGAAUAUUCUGAAUGCAUUACAAAAAAAUGGUAACACUGACAUUUUUUAAUGUUGCCAUUUUUUUCGUCUAACUAUAAAUAUUUAUAUAUAAAAUAAUUUAAUCUACUGUAUUAUCAUUGCGUAAGUGCUGUUAGUAUAUAUGCAGGAUAACGUCGUUGCCACGUGUAACUAUAAUAUAAGCAAUGUAAUAUUUGUAUCUAUACUCGGGUGCACCUCUGUACAUAAUCUAUACGUUUAAACCUGUUGUUUCCUGUGUACACUAUCUGUAGCUGUUGUUUUCUCAUUCGAUGUUGAUGUACAUAUAAAGUUUGAACAUAUAAUAUGUAAUUAUUACGUUACAUAUAA
Messenger RNA from Nymphalis io (European peacock), 9494 nucleotides. It is a transcript of the gene Ttc7, whose product is annotated as tetratricopeptide repeat protein 7B. The coding region runs from base 121 to 2628 and encodes 835 amino acids. The record is from RefSeq and is a predicted model, not a curated record. Gene Ontology annotation, biological process: phosphatidylinositol phosphate biosynthetic process; protein localization to plasma membrane. Lineage: Eukaryota; Metazoa; Arthropoda; Insecta; Lepidoptera; Nymphalidae. The transcript has 17 exons. Gene Ontology annotation, molecular function: protein binding. Gene Ontology annotation, cellular component: plasma membrane.